Messenger RNA from Ornithodoros turicata, 574 nucleotides. RefSeq lists its product as uncharacterized. Bases 98 to 454 code for a protein of 118 amino acids. The record is from RefSeq and is a predicted model, not a curated record. NCBI's taxonomy places the organism in Eukaryota, Metazoa, Arthropoda, Arachnida, Ixodida, Argasidae. The transcript is spliced from 6 exons.
AUUAGUUCUACGUAGAUCGAUCACUAAGCAAUAUAAAACGCGUACUCUAGACACUGCACAAAGCAGAUCUGCUGGUAUUCCCGAUCGGCGUCUCAAGAUGAAGUGGUGCUUGGCAUACUGUCUGGCGAUUUGCGGCUUUGUCAUCCAUCAAAUUUCCACUGCCGACGAAGCAGAUCCGUCCUUGAGCACCGAGGAGGAUGGCGAUGACUACGUCGAUGUGGGCUUGGAAAACUGCACAAAAUUAUCUCCUGUGCUAAGUACGACCAACCAGACCUACCAGUGCUCUCACCUGUGCUCUGAAGGUGGAUACGCGAAUGAAAUGGACGGAACGCCAUGCAUGGAAGAGCGCUGUGCAGAAGGUGGGGGAAAAGCGCACAGCAAACAGGAAGGUGGAUGUGGCAACGAAACAGUCUUCUUGAAUGGGACAUGUUCGAAUGGCACCUGUAUUCUCUGAGGGGAAGGCAGUGUUCACACCAUCGCUACCGUCACUGCUUUGUGAGACAAUUUCUAUUAAAAAAAGAAACAGGUGCUUCCUUGCAACAUGCGACAUUGUAUAAAUCCAUUUUAAAGUGUA